Molecule: messenger RNA, 245 nt
Organism: Eimeria tenella
Lineage: Eukaryota; Apicomplexa; Conoidasida; Eucoccidiorida; Eimeriidae
Product: importin, putative
Exons: 3
Source: RefSeq, a predicted model, not a curated record
CUCUGGCGGCGAGCGACAGCAACGAGGGUUUGGCAGCUCCUUCUUUUGAGGGUCUCCGCGGCCUCGCCGAGGACGCAGUAGACCCUGCUCAGCAGAAAAAACUGUUCGCACUAAUGCCCCGAGUGACUGCAGUAAUAGAAAAGGCGCUGCAGCCCGAGGGCGACGAGGCGGUGGCUGUGAGCGGCCUGGAGCUCAUAGACGACCUGGGCAACUGCUCGGUGAAGAGUGCAGCAAGCAGUGUCUAA